Balaenoptera ricei (Rice's whale) is the source of this 434-nucleotide messenger RNA. RefSeq names its product S100 calcium binding protein A12 (gene S100A12). Bases 44 to 322 code for a protein of 92 amino acids. The transcript has 3 exons. Gene Ontology annotation, molecular function: RAGE receptor binding; calcium ion binding. Gene Ontology annotation, cellular component: cytoplasm; extracellular exosome. NCBI's taxonomy places the organism in Eukaryota, Metazoa, Chordata, Mammalia, Artiodactyla, Balaenopteridae. Gene Ontology annotation, biological process: positive regulation of canonical NF-kappaB signal transduction; antimicrobial humoral immune response mediated by antimicrobial peptide; endothelial cell migration. The record is from RefSeq and is a predicted model, not a curated record.
CUCCACACUUCUGUGCAUUGAGGGUGAAUGUGAAGUUAGGGAGAUGACGAAGCUGGAAGACCACCUGGAGGGAAUCAUCAACAUCUUCCACCAAUACUCCAUUCGGGUGGGGCAUUAUGACACCCUCAGCAAGCGUGAGCUGAUGCAGCUGAUCACAAAGGAACUUCCAAAUGCCCUCAAGAACACCAAAGACCAACCUUCCAUUGACAAAGUAUUCCAAGAGCUGGAUGCUGAUAAAGACGGACAGGUCACCUUUGAGGAAUUCAUAGUCUUGGUGUCCAGGGUGCUGAAGACUGCCCAUGAGGCUAUCCACCAAGAGUAGACGCUCUGAUGGGCUCUUCCAGCAAUGUCCCCAAGAAGACUUUCCCUUCUCCUCACCGAAGUCUGCCUUGCCUGAAGGAAGCGAGAGUUAAUAAAAGUACCCUUGAACCGUU